GUGAGAAAAAAUAUAGUUAUCUCGGUCUAAUUUAUUGCACCAGUUCAACAGUACAGCUGAAAAGACCAGAGUUUUGUUUUUACUUUUCGUAAUCGUUGACUGGCGUAGGAGCUAGAGUGUAACAGCUUUGCUCAGAGCCACUUAUUGAACCAGAAUCAGAAUAAAAAGAACAGAUUAUUUGACAGUGUGAAGUUUCAUCCGUGUCAGUAGAGGUUAUCCACUUACGUGUUGUGCGCGUAUUCCACAAAAGGAUAUCGUUCCACGUAAAAUGGAAAAUAUAUAACGGAAAAAAAUAUGCAAUUGUGUUACAUUGUAUUAAAUAUACUGAAAACACUAUAUAAUGAAAACACUAUAUAAUGUCAAAAGAGUAAUGAAUUGGUCAAGUUUUUGAUUGGUCACUAAUUUGAGAUUAGAAUUUCUUUCUUCUGUAAAGUGUGCUUUAUGAGAUUGAAUAUUUAUCACUUAUUGCGUUUCUUUUUUCAUUUUUCUUCUUAGUUCUAUGCGGAACAAUAUCUUAAGUUUUACAUUUUUUUGGUACAACCAGUUUUACAUGUUCCUGUAAACCUUAACUUGGGAUUUAUAGCAUCGGAUAAUUGAUCUGGAACCCAAAACAAAAUUUUGUCAAGGUAAAGAUGUUCUUGAACGAAUGAAUUACUUAUACCAGGCUAGCCAUCUGAUGGCAUUAAAAAACAAGGGUAUGUCGUCUUACUAUGGGAACAUGAUGAUAGGUUGUGCUAGAAAAGCAGUAUUACGUAUGGAACCAAAUCUAAAGAGAACCUUGUGUAAAUGUUGCCAAACUCCACUUAUACCUGGAGAAACAGCUAGAGUUAGAUUAAUUUCAAAGCCUGUCAAAGGUAUUAAAUGGACAUGUCUAACUUGUAUGAACGCUAAACAGUUCCCCACAAGAAAAGGACAUAAAUUGUGGCUCGAUGAGCCACAGGCAGUCAGUGAGACGCUUGACUAUACACCAGAAUCAAAGAAGGAAAAUGUUCGGCAGUCAGAUCUGCUGGAAAAGACUGAGGAGAUGUGUAAAGAAACAGGAUGAAUGAAAUAAGAUAAAAUAUUAAAUGCAGUCGCUUAAUUUUUAACGUAAUUUAGUAGUCAUUCAACUUUAACGUGAAGCAAUUUAAGACAAGAAUUGGUGUACGAAUAUUUUUUAUUAAUGACUUACAUAAAAUAUGUUACAAUAUUACAAUAAAUUUGUAAUUAAUAAACAGAGAGACUUUUGCGCUAACUGGUA
Harpegnathos saltator (Jerdon's jumping ant) is the source of this 1240-nucleotide messenger RNA. RefSeq names its product ribonuclease P protein subunit Rpp21 (gene Rpp21). Gene Ontology annotation, biological process: tRNA processing. Gene Ontology annotation, cellular component: nucleolar ribonuclease P complex. NCBI's taxonomy places the organism in Eukaryota, Metazoa, Arthropoda, Insecta, Hymenoptera, Formicidae. Bases 647 to 1045 code for a protein of 132 amino acids. The record is from RefSeq and is a predicted model, not a curated record. The transcript is spliced from 4 exons.